AGAUUUGUCUCCUCUCUUCUCUCUCAUCUCAUCAGUUAUGUUUUUGAGAUUCAGAAACCAAAAUCUUAAAACCCAAUUACCCAGCCAGAAACGAUCGACCCGCACCCGGCACUCAUCGUCAGCAUCGCUCGCCACUCCUCGCCGGCGUUUCUCACCAAUCACCAUCACUGUCUUCUCUCUCAAUCUAGUUGUAUACUUGGAGACUGGAGUUCCCGUGCCCAACUUCCGCUAGUGAACCCCCUUGUCGGUCGUCGCAAGGAGUGUUAUUGGCCACUGCAGUGCUGCCGUGAAGUCAAGGCCACCACCGGCCACCGUAAACACUACCAGACCACCCCACCUUCAAUUUAAUUUCAGUUGGAGAUCUCAACUCUCAAGUAUUGUUUUUGUAUUUUUUUCGUUUCAUGGCUUCCACGGAGGGUUUGGUUCCCAUAACUAGGGCUUAUUUGUCUACUUACUACGACAAAUAUCCCUUUGUUCCGCUCUCCGAUGAUGUAACUAACCUCUCUGCCAAGAUUCGCUCCAUCAUCACUGACUUGCAGACGUAUAGCUCGCUUACUGAAGGUGAAAGUUUUGUGAUGGAAGAAGUGGAUCGAGAACCUCCUCAUAAAAUUGAUGAAAAUAUGUGGAAGAAUCGUGAGCAUAUAGAAGAGAUCAUCUUUUUGCUUGACAGACCUCAUUGGCCAAUAACGCUUCAACAACACUCUAGGUUGGAAGAUGUGGAACUUGCUCCCAUCUUCGAGCAAAUGAAGAUUAAAUUUGAGAACACCUUAAAGACAUUGGAGUAUUUUCAAUCAAAAAAUGCUGAUUCGAUUUUUAAUACAGUUAUGACCUAUAUGCCUCAAGACUUCCGCGGUACCUUGAUUAGACAACAAAGGGAGCGUUCAGAGAGGAAUAAGCAAGCUGAAAUUGAUUUUUUGGUAAAGGCUGGAGGCAGUAUUCGUGAUCGAUAUGCUUUGCUGUGGAAGCAACAAAUGGAAAGGAGGAGACAAUUGGCUCAACUUGGAUCUGCUACAGGUGUCUUUAAAACGCUUGUGAAGUACCUAGUUGGUGUACCACAGGUUCUGCUGGAUUUUAUUCGACAGAUAAAUGAUGACGAUGGGCCCAUGGAAGAGCAAAGACAGCGGUAUGGACCACCAUUGUACAGACUUACAAAGAUGGUGCUCGCUAUACGACUUUUCUUAUUACUUAUGUGGUCACGUUUUGAUGGCAGAAAAUUAACAACAGAUGAAUUAGCCAUUUUGGAACAGGCUGUUAAUGUUUAUACUAAUGAGUUUGAGAGGUUCAUCACCUUUAUGGGUGAGGUUUUUGCGAAUUCGCCUUUCUUCAUUUCUGCCGAUGAAGUUGGUGCCGCUGAUUCAAGAAAUGAUGAUUACAAAGAGAUAAGCAUUCCUGCCGGGAAAACUCAUGAGGUGGUGUUGUCUGUGGAUUCAAUAAACUCCUAUAUUGCUUGGGAUUUCUCUUUGGAGCAAAGCAAAAUGAAAUUGGAUAUUGGAUUCAGUGUGGAAUAUACCAGCUCUUCUGGUGAAAAAGUUCUUAUCUUGCCCUAUCGUCGUUGUGACUCUGAUCAAGGCAACUUUUGCACAUGUAUGGCUGGGACUUACAAGCUAAUAUGGGACAACUCAUAUUCAACCUUUUUUAGAAAGGCUUUGUUUUACAAGGUAGAUUGUAUACCCCCUGUUGUAGAACCAACACAACAGUGAUUCAGAAAUCGGAUGGUGAAUUUCCUAGACGUUGGGAUGGACUAGGACUCUCAACCCAUUGUUCUUAGAUACAAUUAUGUUGUAUAUUAUGAUUGACAUCUCAUUUGCGGCACGAUGUUGAGCUAUGGCAAAAAGGUGUAUGGAUGAAGUUUGGUUCAGUUGUAUCUUGCAUGGACUGAGUUCAGAUCAGGUGAUGUUCUUGUGGUAGGUAUGCUUUGGGGCCAGGUCAAAUGAUGUGGCAUAGGCAAGUCUACGUCAAUUAGUUUAUCCUAGAAGUCUGUUGACAGAUUUGGUCACUUUGACUUUCUGAUUUUAUUAUUUUGAUUCAAGCCAAAAUUUAGCUUACCUAAUGCUUGGUACGAAGUGGUUCAUGUAAUGCUAUCUCAGGAUGGGAAAGGCACAGUUUGAUGCCAGGUGAAAACUCCAGAUUACUAAGUCUGAAGGUGUGUCCUGUUAAAGUCAGAAUUGGGAGAUCCACCUUGGUUCCCAGCUCAAGAACAAACUAUCAAGUACCAGCCAAGGGCCUGCGACCUUGGGUUGGGAAGAUAGUCUGCCUAUCGCUGAGCAGAAUGUGUAUGGAUUAUUGAUGGCCAUUGGUGUUAAUAUAUCGACAAUCUACUUCCUGUCAACUUUCUGACGAUUACUAAAAUACAAUAACCGUUUGAGAAAAUAAUUAAGUGAAUAAGUAUACAAAAUUAUCAAUUUUUAAAUACAAAAUAAGCUGUAAAUUUGAACAUGCAAUAACUAGGGAAUGGCACUUACAUCAUAAAACUUGCAGUAUCGGCAACAAACUUGAUCUUAGGCGGACACGAAAAUACUUAUUUUUGGGAAUUAAAAUCUUCCAAAACUUAUCUUGGAAAUUUUUUUAAUAGAACAGCUUCCCCUGCUCCUUAAUCAAUUGCACUUUUUUUUGUUUCACUGUAUGUUCACGCCCACCAACUUUCAUCACAUUUUCUGCCAACAUUUUUUUUUGGUUUAUUUCUUACAUUGCAACAUUUUUAUUUUG
This is a messenger RNA of Amaranthus tricolor (Joseph's coat), 2706 nucleotides long. RefSeq lists its product as uncharacterized. The record is from RefSeq and is a predicted model, not a curated record. The transcript is spliced from 16 exons. NCBI's taxonomy places the organism in Eukaryota, Viridiplantae, Streptophyta, Magnoliopsida, Caryophyllales, Amaranthaceae. Bases 402 to 1700 code for a protein of 432 amino acids.